CCAGACUUUUGCUUAAAAGGAUAUCCUAACCCCCAGUCAAGGAGGCGGCCAACCUCAUUCCCAUGGACACCAAUGGGUUCAGCGAUCCGUACAUCGCUGUCCAAAUGCAUCCGGACCGUUCGGGACGCACCAAAAAGAAUACCAAGGCCAUCCAGAAGAACCUCAAUCCGGUCUUCAGUGAGACCUUCACUUUGGAGCUGCAGCCGCAGGAUCGAGACAAGCGUCUGCCCAUCGAGGAGUGGGACUGGGAUCGUACCUCGCGCAACGACUUCAUGGGCUCCUUCUCGUUUAGCAUCGAUGAACUGCAGAAGGAACCGGUCGAUGGCUGGUACAAGUUCCUCUCCCAGGUGGAGGGCGAGCACUAUAACAUCCCCUGCGUGGAUGUCGUCAAUGAUAUGGCCCGUCUAAGCGAUGAAGUCAGGCACGAUCGGCGACCCAAUGACAAGCGUCGGAUGGACAACAAGGAUAUGCCGCAUAACAUGAACAAGCGCGACAUGAACCGCGCUGCCGACUUCAACUUUGUCAAGGUCAUUGGCAAAGGCUCUUUCGGCAAAGUUUUCCUAGCCGAGCGACGCGGCACCGACGAGCUGUACGCAGUAAAGGUCUUCCGGAAGGAUGUCAUCAUCCAGACGGACGACAUGGAGCUGCCGAUGAACGAGAAGAGAGUACUGGCCCUAUCCGGUCGUCCCCCCUUUCUUGUGUCCAUGCACUCGUGCUUCCAGACCAUGGACCGUCUGCUCUUCGUGAUGGAGUACUGCAAGGGCGGGGAUCUCAUGUACCACAUGCAGCAGUGCGGAAGGUUCAAGGAGUCUGUGGCCAUAUUCUAUGCUGUGGAGAUAGCCAUUGCCUUGUUCUUCCUCCAUGAACGCGACAUCAUCUAUCGCGACCUAAAGCUGGACAACAUUCUGCUGGAUGGCGAGGGGCAUGUGAAGCUCGUGGACUUUGGCAUGAGCAAGGCGGGAGUCACAGAGCGCGAUAACACGCGCACCUUCUGCGGCACUGCCAACUACAUGGCACCGGAGAUCGUUAGCUUUGAUCCGUAUUCCAUUACCGCUGACUGGUGGUCGUAUGGGGUGCUGCUCUACGAGUUCAUGGCCGGACAGUCUCCGUUCGGGGGGACGAUGCGUCCACCGUCUUUCGCAACAUCAAGGAGAAGAAGGCCGUGUUCCCCAAGCACUUCACCCAGGACGCCAUGGACAUCCUAACCAGUUUCCUGGCCAAGAAGCCCAACAAUCGCUUGGGCGCUGGUCGAUACGCCAGGCAGGAGAUUACCACGCAUCCUUUCUUCGGCAGCAUCGAUUGGGAAAAGGCCGAGGCGGGUGAACUCGAACCACCCAUCGUACCCAGAAUUAAACACCGCAAGGACAUUAGCAACAUUGAUGAUGCUUUUACCAAAGAGAAGACAGAUUUGACACCAACCGAUAAGCUCUUCAUGAUGCAGUGGUUUUAUUUUAGUUAUGUUGUUGUUGACAUAAACAUUCUGGGCAAAAUC
This is a messenger RNA of Drosophila miranda, 1492 nucleotides long. RefSeq names its product protein kinase C, eye isozyme-like. The coding region runs from base 63 to 1205 and encodes 380 amino acids. The record is from RefSeq and is a predicted model, not a curated record. NCBI's taxonomy places the organism in Eukaryota, Metazoa, Arthropoda, Insecta, Diptera, Drosophilidae. The transcript has 7 exons. Gene Ontology annotation, biological process: protein phosphorylation. Gene Ontology annotation, molecular function: protein kinase activity; ATP binding.